Scomber japonicus (chub mackerel) is the source of this 2262-nucleotide messenger RNA. It is a transcript of the gene eif1axb, whose product is annotated as eukaryotic translation initiation factor 1A X-linked b. The record is from RefSeq and is a predicted model, not a curated record. Gene Ontology annotation, biological process: translational initiation. Gene Ontology annotation, molecular function: translation initiation factor activity; RNA binding. NCBI's taxonomy places the organism in Eukaryota, Metazoa, Chordata, Actinopteri, Scombriformes, Scombridae. The transcript is spliced from 7 exons. The coding region runs from base 117 to 551 and encodes 144 amino acids. Gene Ontology annotation, cellular component: cytoplasm.
UAGCUUUAUACUAGCUUCUCACUCAGUCUUGCUCUCUCACAUAGCUCUGUAAACACUUCACUACGCUGUUUAUCCCCAACCUUGACGGGACUAACGUGACCGAGGCUUGAAAGAAUAUGCCCAAGAAUAAAGGUAAGGGAGGUAAGAAUCGGCGACGUGGAAAGAAUGAAAAUGAGUCUGAGAAGAGAGAGCUGGUGUUCAAAGAGGACGGACAGGAAUACGCUCAGGUGAUCAAAAUGCUGGGGAACGGACGUCUGGAGGCCAUGUGCUUCGAUGGAACCAAGCGGCUUUGCCACAUCAGAGGAAAACUCCGGAAAAAGGUUUGGAUCAACACAUCAGACAUCAUCCUGGUCGGACUGAGAGAUUACCAGGAUAACAAAGCUGACGUCAUCCUCAAGUACAACGCAGACGAGGCUCGUAGUUUGAAAGCGUACGGAGAGCUUCCAGAGCACGCCAAAAUCAACGAGACAGAUACCUUCGGACCCGGAGACGACGAGGAUAUCCAGUUUGAUGACAUUGGUGAUGAUGAUGAGGACAUUGAUGAUAUCUAAAGACCUGCUACUAGAAGGGGAAGGUGGGAUUUUACUAGAGAUGCUCCGAUUGGGAUAUUUUGAGCCGACACAGCGCACCGAUAAUAAUUAUUUUUAUUAAGAUCAGCCUAUGCCAAUCCAAUACAGUUUAUUAAUAUUACAGUAUGUUUCCAUUUAUUCCAGUCUGUUCACCAUCAGUAGACGUCUUCGUAGAGUUUUUUUGGAGAACUUUUAAGUGCAUUUCACACGACGAGGGGGAAGAAUCAGAAAUCACAACUUUUCUUUUUUUUUUUUUUUCUUCAUGAGUUCGUUUGUCGACACGAUUAAAUGAACGAGUGAAUGAAUGAACGAGUGACUGAAUGAGAUGCUGCUGCUGCUUUUUUAAAGGAAGUCAGAAAAGGUCUCAGUUUAUCGCUCGCAGCAGCCGGACGGCGACACAGCGGGUUGCCCCCGGCGACCAACCCGUAGAGGCUGAUCCACCAGCAUCGCAUUUGCAUUUGAAGGUGAAUAUCAGGAGCAUCACCGCUUGAGUUUUAUUUCAUUUUUUCUUUUUUUUUUGCGUUAAAGAUCCAACAAACGUCACACUUGAGUUUUCUCCUCUUUUUUUUUUUCUUUUUUUUUUUUAAUUUUGUAAUUUUUAUUUCCUGUUAACGCUCAAAAAAAAAACACUCGCGCCGAUACCAUGACUGCAACACACACACACGCGUCGAAAUGCGUCAUCUUUUUAAAAAAAAAUGUAUUUAUAUUGAUUUCACAGUUAAUGUGGAAUUUAGCAACGAUAAAAAAAAAAUUUAAAAAAAACUACAGAAUCGCUGGAUUCACUAAUAAAAAGGUUUUUGACCAUUUUGUGUUUUUUUUUUUUUUUUUGGUUAUUUUUUUUCCUCCUCUUCUUCAGGCAGUCCUGUAUCGUUGUAGUUGUCGUAAAUAAAGGCGUAGACAGUGAAAGCUGUUUAUUAAUGACAAGAAAGAGAAGAACACUUGAGUCUGUAUCUUUUUCAUUUUAACGUCAUAUUCCACUGACUAUGUAUUAUUAUCAUUAUUAUUAUUAUAUAUUAUUUUUUGGAUUGAACUAUGGCCGAUUUGAAGGCAACCCCCAUUCCCCCCCAACCCCCGUUUUCCUCCCCUUAAAUCAAAAGAAGAAUGAAAUUGUAUUUUUCUAUUGUUUCCCUUAUUUGUGUCUUUUUGUCAGAUUUUUUUUUUUUUUGUUUCCAUGGUUUUUUUUGUCGUUGUUUGAACUCUUUCGUCGUCGUGGCUGCUGCUGCUCGCUCUGUGGCGCUUCGACCCUGCGGUGAACCUCGGGCCGUUCUGUCUAAGGCUAGACCAGCGGUUCCCAAACACACACACACACACACACUGACACACACACUGAGACACACACACACACUGAGACACACACACAUACACACUAAACCUAAAACCUCAGAUCAGAGCCGUCUGUCUUACAUCUUUACACAUCCUCAACCUCCCAAAAAAAAACCCCAAUAACGGUGACAUAAAGGACAUAACAUCUAGUUUCCUCCUCCGCCUCCUUCUCCUCUUUCUCUCUCUCUCUCUGUCUGCGCCCCUCUGGAAACCUCCCCAUGUUCCCUAAGAGGGGCCCAGGACCUCAGUUUGGGAACCACUGCUCUAGACCUCCAUGGGGCCCUAUUGUUGUAACUCUGAAUUAAUAAAAAAAAAAUGUACUAUGAUGUUUGAAGGCUGGGUUUCCAAUAAAGAUCUUAACUCCACUGAA